GUCACAAUGGAGUUCAGUCACCGAAGAGAAGAGGACCAAGCAGACAGAAAGGCUGAACAUCCCCUGCCUCUGGCCCGGCUGCCAUGGCUCCCGCAACCUGCAGACUGAGAGAGGAGUGCCCAGAAUGCGCCAUCGCGGCCGGGGCGUGCUCUCUGGUGUCUUUUGCUGAAUGCCUGCAAUGUGACUCAAUGGGAAUGGGAAUGGGUCAGGACAAGCAAAGGCACAUCGUCUGUGCCUCCAAUAAGCUGGAGGCUGCAGAGAAGAAGUCCAAAGAGCACCUGGAUACCUUGAAGGAGCAGAAAAAGGAGCUACUGCUCGAGAGGAAAAGGCUGGAGGAUGAAGAGAAGGAGAAGGAAAUGCACAUUGGUCAGUUGAACAUCACCUUGGCAUCGGCCAAGAAGAUGAUGGAAAAAGCCCAGAGCAUGCUUGGCACGGCUGAGUGGCACCUGCACGAGGUGAGGGAGCAGCUGAAGAAGGUGAAGAAGAAGGAGAAGUGUGAGAAAGUCCAAAGGAACUUCAUCCUGGUGGUCUUGUUUGCUUACACUGUCAUUGUUUCCAUAGAAUACAUUCGAGAUGCCCUCAAACUGAGCCGGGAUAACCAGGUUGCCAUCUUGCUGAGUGUCCUGGCCGCGAGUUUUCAGGCAUCUCUGUACGCAACCCAGAAAGCGGUGCAGGAGCUGAAGGUAUCCAUCCGCCAAUUAGAAGACAAGGUCUCAGAAUUCAAACAGGAAGUUGAUGCCUUUGAGAAACAGAAGAAAGAAAUAAGAAAUGACCACAGAGACCAGCAGAGGAUCAGCGAAGAGAUGGACCGGGAAAGAGAGAAGUUUUCAGAAGUGAACAAGAAAGAGGAAGUGGUGAAAGAAUACCACAGCCUGCUGAGUUUGCUUGUUCAGAUGGUCAAUAGCAUCCAGAACGACUCCAACCACGACGAUAUCUGGGAUACUUUAAACGAGAUUUCGCAGUCCAUGAUGCAGCUGGGAAAGGAAGGAGCCAUGUACUUUGGGUGCUCUGCUGGAGAAGAAAAAACCAAGCAGGUGAGACGACUAAAAGGCAUUGUGGACAAGUUUUUGUAGGUGAUAAGCCAUAGGACCAGGACUUCAAACCCCAGGGAAAGCAACACAAACAUUUGAACAACAGCAUGAUUCCCAGAAGUCAACAUUGGAAGAAAAGGAUGAGGUGAAAGGCAAACAAUUUUAUCACAAAAGUAUUAGGCCAUGAUAUGGGGGUUCCUGGCCAGCCCCCACAGACCUGGGGCCUCUAGUUUGCCACUUCCUCAUCUGACCCUAGGGUAGUCCUAGGUGGUCAGAACCCAAUAUCUUGGCCUAGCUCCCUGCCCACUCCCUGCAACUGGUGUGGCCAGCCAGGAACAGCUUACACUUUCCCCCUUCCUAUAAAAACCCCUGAUCCAGAAGAGGAAGUGUUUGGGCAACAAGGUUCAAUCUUGUGUUCAGGCUGUCUCACUUUUGAGUUGUGCUUCGAGUGGUUCUUUGAUGGAUUCUCCAGAUACCCAACAUGGUAACCCCCAGACAAAAGAGGAUUCAUGGGGCACGUGCAGGGAUAGGGUGGGGAGUAAGGAUUAGGGAGACAUGGACACAGCACCUGACAUGCGUGGCUUCUCCUCUCAGUUCCCUCUCCUCCCCCCAUGACUCCUGUGCUGCCUGAUCCAAUAUCAUAUUAGGCCAUGAUAUUGAACCUGGGGGCUUUAGUCUGCCACUUCCUCGUCUGACCCCAGAAGGUGAGGUGAUCAGUGGCAGAAGGGUGAGUGAAGGCUGAUACAGCCCUGGUUGCCUUCUGGCUUCUUUGCUGGUCACCACUGUGGUGGCCCCAGCCCCUCAGUUGCUGUCCCGCAUACCCCAUGCUGAAGCUAUAGCUGCUGCUGCUGCAUGCCCCAGGCUGUAUUGGGUCUGCAAGGAGUCCCACAGUCUAGAUCCAGCCUGGGGUGCAAGAUGAGUGCAACACCUCUAGCUCAAAGGUGUUCAGGUUGCUCGGGUUGUUGCGGUCACGUUUCUAUUGCACAAGCUUCUGCACAUUUUCUCUCAAGCAACCAUGGCAGAUAUUCAGUCUUCACCUGUGUUAUGUUUCCAUGUUAUCCUGACAGCCUAGCUAAUAAACAGAUUUU
Messenger RNA from Alligator sinensis (Chinese alligator), 2119 nucleotides. Its product is annotated as tubulin glycylase 3C-like. NCBI's taxonomy places the organism in Eukaryota, Metazoa, Chordata, Crocodylia, Alligatoridae. The coding region runs from base 84 to 1073 and encodes 329 amino acids. The transcript has 3 exons. The record is from RefSeq and is a predicted model, not a curated record.